UCGCUCCGUAUUUAAAGGCAUUGUUGUAUGCAGUUUUAGUCUGUCUCUUCACCGCUCUCAACCUCGUAGAGCAUCAUCUGCACGGAAUCAACUAUGGCGACUCUGUCAGCUUCCCUGGUUCUGUUGUCGUGUGUUCUAGCUCUUGCCACAGCAAUGCCAGGCACACAGACGUACCCACUCAAGGACUGCUGGUUUGGAGACUGCACUGUCACUAUUGGUGGCACGGGUUCAAAUACAGGAACGAUCAAUGGCGUCCGAUACGGUCAAACUGGCCAGCCAGGGUCCGGGUCAUGGGACACCAGCAGAGGAAGCAAUUUCGGCGUUGGGAGUGGAGCGAAUCGUAAUCAGGGGCAGCACGGUGUCCGACCUGGCCAGGAAUGUUCGUUUGGAAGGUGCAGCGUUAACAUUCCCGGAGAUAACACCGAGGACAUAUACCUCAGAUGAAACGUUCUGAAUAUUUCUGAUCUAGUCUCGGAUCUAGUGCACUUUUUUUGUUUAAUUUGUCUGCCUCUGUCCACCGUUACGAUUGGUAGUCGUAUUACAUAGCUUAUUUCAUAGGUCAGGCUAGUAUUCUUUGAUAUCUUUGAACUGUUUAACGUUGGUCUUCAUUAAAAAGAAUAAAUUGAUAAAUUAAUGUUA
Frankliniella occidentalis (western flower thrips) is the source of this 639-nucleotide messenger RNA. RefSeq lists its product as uncharacterized. The record is from RefSeq and is a predicted model, not a curated record. NCBI's taxonomy places the organism in Eukaryota, Metazoa, Arthropoda, Insecta, Thysanoptera, Thripidae. Bases 94 to 444 code for a protein of 116 amino acids. The transcript is spliced from 3 exons.